This is a messenger RNA of Penicillium crustosum, 1320 nucleotides long. RefSeq names its product fungal specific transcription factor domain-containing protein. NCBI's taxonomy places the organism in Eukaryota, Fungi, Ascomycota, Eurotiomycetes, Eurotiales, Aspergillaceae. Gene Ontology annotation, molecular function: DNA binding; zinc ion binding. The record is from RefSeq and is a predicted model, not a curated record. Gene Ontology annotation, biological process: DNA-templated transcription. The coding region runs from base 1 to 1320 and encodes 439 amino acids. The transcript has 4 exons.
AUGGAGGAAUUUGGUCAUGAGGUCACCCAAUCUUUUAGCUCACAACAGCUCAAGUCGACAAAGAAAGUGAUUGGGAUCAAAUGGCCAGAGUCCGCUCUAGUCCAACGGUGUUUAGAAUAUUUUGAGAGAAAUGGUCUCUAUUCUAUAUUUCCAAUUGUCGAUGUUGAGGCCGUGCAGAUUCUACUCAAUGCGAAUGCUUUAGAUCAGCCCCCAGGCAUGACUCGUGCGGCGAACCGGGCUUGUCUGGUUGCUUUUGCGGCAAUGAUCACCCAUAUCCACCGCCAUGAGCGAGCUUUCGCCGGCGCUGAUCCUGAUGCUUAUUUGCAAGCAGCACUAACACUACUUCCUGAAAUGUUAUUAGAGCCCCCUGAUAUAAGAACUUUGGAAGCGGUGACAAUAUUAAUGCUCUAUAUCGCCCCUCUUGGUAGACCCCAGGCAGCCGAAUUACUUCUUGGCAUCGCGGUGCAACUCAUCUAUAAUCUCGGGGCAAACAGAAUACAAACCCCCAAUGAGAUACACAGGACAGAUCAACGUAGUCAGCAUCUCCGAGCUUUGUUCUGGCAUUGUUACGCCGUCGACAAAGAAUUCUCCAUCCGAAAAUCCCAGCCACCCUUGAUAAACGACGCCGAUUGUGAUUUAGAUCUACCUACGACGAGCUUCUUUUCCCCCUCGGACCUCCGCUUUUCUGUGCUCAAGUCCAAGAUCUUCCGGUUACUUUAUUCAGUGGACAGUCAGGCCCUGCCCGAAGCUAGACGCCUUCAGCAUAUCCGUGAACUAGACCAAGAACUCAGCGACUUGAAGCUGGGGUAUCCCGCCGACUGCCGGCCGGAGGUGUUCGCCACCGAGAGCGCACCGGACUAUCUGUUCCAUGAUCUCAGUAUCCGCGGUGUGAAUAUCCAUUUGGAAUAUUACUACUGCCUUGGAAAGAUCCACGGAGCGAGUAACUCUUGCAAGAUAGUCUCCCCUCAGAGCUGGUCGCCUCUCCCAUCUAGCGCAGAGCUAUGCUUUGAAGCUGCAAGGUGUUCGCUGAUCUAUUUUUGGCGAAUCCGGCAAUUCGUCAACCAGAACACGUUCUGGCUCCAUGCGCAGUUUCUCCUCACGGCCGUCUUCUCGGUCUUCUGGUAUCUCAUCACAGUUCCAACUUCAUCUACUUUCACAAGAGAUCUUGCUACUCUGGAGGAUAUCGCUAAGCUCUUAGCUCAGCUCGACAAAGCGACAGAGGACGGGCAGACUUACCCGCCGUUUUAUCUGGCCCAGGCUUUUGUUGAGAGAUUAGUCUCGCUGGCGCGGCAUUCGCGGCCUAGGGUGGAGGGCACAUGA